Messenger RNA from Sarcophilus harrisii (Tasmanian devil), 676 nucleotides. RefSeq names its product leukotriene C4 synthase (gene LTC4S). Gene Ontology annotation, cellular component: membrane; nuclear envelope; endoplasmic reticulum. The transcript has 5 exons. The record is from RefSeq and is a predicted model, not a curated record. Lineage: Eukaryota; Metazoa; Chordata; Mammalia; Dasyuromorphia; Dasyuridae. The coding region runs from base 52 to 513 and encodes 153 amino acids. Gene Ontology annotation, molecular function: enzyme activator activity; glutathione transferase activity; glutathione peroxidase activity. Gene Ontology annotation, biological process: leukotriene biosynthetic process.
AACCAGCUGCCAGGAGGGCAGCAGAGAACCAGGCUCUCCCCCGCUGCCACUAUGCACGGGGUCCGGGAGGAAGUGGCCCUGCUGGCCACAGUCACCCUCUGUGGAGUACUGCUCCAAGCCUAUUUCUCCUGGCAGGUGAUCAUAGCGAGGAGGAGAUACAGGGUCUCACCCCCCGCCACCUCUGGCCCCCCUGAGUUUGAGAGAGUCUUCCGAGCUCAGGCCAACUGCACAGAGUACUUCCCCCUCUUCCUGGCCAUCCUCUGGGUCUCCGGAGUCUUCUUCCAUCAAGGGACGGCAGCUGCCUGCGGCCUCCUCUACUUAGGUGCCCGUUACAGAUACUUCCACGGCUACGCUGCCUCGGCUCAGGGGAGGCUGGGCCCCCUGUACUUCAGCGCCCGUGUGCUCUGGCUGCUGAUAGCUCUGGCUGUGCUUGGCCUGGUCUCCCACUUCCUUCCGGUCUCCCUGAAGACCCCCGUCCUGAGGAAGCUGCAGUGGCUGAUGACGACGAGAUAGGCGGGGGGAGCGGCCCGAAGGGACGCUGAGGAGGGAGGAUGCUGGCUUGGGGGGCCCGUCAGGGCUCGGGGACAGAGGCACAGCGUGGGGUCCCAAGGGAGGGGGAAGGGGAUGCACACUCCCCCCAAGGUUUGAAACAGAAUUAAACUUUUAUUACAAUUCA